CUCCUUUGCCAACCUCAGUGCUUCAUCUGAGCCUCCUCUGCAUCCCCUUGUUCAGGGUCAUCUACGUUUGUGGCGCAGAGAAGAAGCCUGACCCACAGGAAAUCCUGCAAGUAUUCUUCACAUCUCCCCUCGUUAUGAAAAAAAACAUAAGAAGUUGUGAACAUGAAUGAAUGGCUCCCUCAUUCACCCAAUAAAACAAGAGCACUGACUUGUGAUUGUCUUUCAAAGAUAAGGAAAACUAAAAAUGGACUUUUCCUGUAAUGUCCAUGCUGUCUCCAAAUCACUAGACAUCAGCCAGUCUAAAGUAGCCAUUCGGAUGACUGGAACUUCAGGAACCAUCUUGGAUAAGAGUUAGCUUCAAGGAGGGAAGCCACAUAUCAAGGAAGAUGGACCAAAAUGUGGAACAAGUCUAGGCUCCAAAUGACACCAUGGAGCUUCCACACCAACCUUGGACUCUUGGACUCUCUCAGGGUCAGAGCACCUCUGGAAGUGAGGUUACCAGGUAGAACCCCAAGACAUUUUGUGGCAACAGUGGAGAGGGGCAAACCAACAUCCGGAGAACAUGAGCCUCAAGUCCCCAAUGUCUGCUCCUCAGUUUGAGAGCAAAUGCAGCCAUAUUAUGGCUAGAAAUGGAGGUUGUUUUCUAGUCCGGCACACCCCUCAUCCCAGAAGGGUGUGCCACAUCAAAGGUUUGAAUAACAUUCCCAUCUGUACUGUGAAUGAUGAUGAGAACUCACUGGGAACAUUGUGGGGUGUUGGCCAGUUCAACCACUUAGAGAAGGAUGAGACACCAUUUGCCAAAUGCGGUUACCCACCCAGCACUGCGACCCUGGAGAGUCCUGUCAGAGAAGUCACACCGGCUCCAAACCAUAUCAAAAUGCCCCCUCGGCCUCAUUCUGAGCCCUGCAGAAAAAUCAGAGAGUGCUUCAAAACUUCCAGUGAGAAUCCCUUAGCAAUUAAAAAGGAAGAAAUUAAGGUAAAAAAGCCACUGUCACCUCCAAAGUCAUGCUCUACUGCUGGCUCUUGUUCUUCAGAGGUGAUGAGUACCAAGACCGACGUCAAAGAGAACACCAUUUGCAUACCAAACUAUCUGGAUCAGGAAAUCAAAAUUCUGGCAAAGCUCUGUAACGUUUUACGUACUGAUUCCCUGGCGGAAGUUCUACAGUGGCUGGUUCAUGCCAGCACAAAAGAAAAAGAGUGGAUCUCAGCUUUGAUUCAUGCUGAAAUGGCUGAGAUAAAUUUGUUGACUCAACGAAGAAACAUCUCAGCAGAACUAGCAACAAAGAGUAGGAAGCCACCCAAAGUUAAAUCGCCCCCAAAUUUACCUGCAAAAUCUAAAGUACUGACCAAAUCGAGGGAAAGACAGCAACCAACCAGAGUGUCAAGUCAAGGAUCUGAAGGAAAUAAGGAAGUACCAAAAGAGGCUGAACACAGGCCUCCAUUUUUUAUAAGAAGAAAUAAGAUGAAAAUGCCCAUUGCAGAAUAUUUCAGCAGACCAAAGUCUCCUCCCAGGCCUAAAACUCAGGAAAGCAUAUCAACAAAACCAAUGUCAGCAAGAAGUAUACACCAAGGAUGCACUCUCUCUCCCCAGAGAGCAUUUUAUCCUUUAACAUUCCAAAGGUAGAAAUUCUGUACUGCGCUAUUUCUUUCACAAACAUGAUCUUCACUCCAUUACAACAUCAAAUUAUUUUUUAAAAAUAUUUUGGUAUCAAAGAAUCAAUAACUCCUCUAUUUGGUGGCACAUGUUCAAAGCACCUGUGUAUAAUGCUACUAAAUAAAUAUUAAUGGAGACAGUAUUUCUAUU
Messenger RNA from Acinonyx jubatus (cheetah), 1804 nucleotides. RefSeq names its product chromosome B1 C4orf17 homolog (gene CB1H4orf17). The coding region runs from base 563 to 1624 and encodes 353 amino acids. NCBI's taxonomy places the organism in Eukaryota, Metazoa, Chordata, Mammalia, Carnivora, Felidae. The transcript has 10 exons. The record is from RefSeq and is a predicted model, not a curated record.